Molecule: messenger RNA, 969 nt
Organism: Alternaria alternata
Lineage: Eukaryota; Fungi; Ascomycota; Dothideomycetes; Pleosporales; Pleosporaceae
Exons: 2
Coding region: 1-969 (322 amino acids)
Source: RefSeq, a predicted model, not a curated record
AUGCCUCCCACCCAACCUACAUCCUUUCACGGAUUCAAGACUAGCGCGGUACAGAUCCAGAGGGCUGCUGGAAAGAUGUCUGUUGUUUGGGACUCUUCUGUAACCUGUGAGAAUGAAGCCGUAGACUUCAUCAGAAAGCCACCGUUGCGAGACGUCCACCAAAAUCUCAGCAAGCACGUAUUCCGACUUCUUGUCGUCGACUAUGAUAGACGCGAACAGCCCGAGCCGGAUUCGUACUCACGUAUUGUCAACGCCGCCCAAGAUGCUUUGUGGAUGGAUAAACAUUUCCUCGACCUCUUCGAACAGGGUACCUCUGGAAGCGAAGUUAUGGAGGACAACGGAAGGCUUCAGUUCAUCGUUCAAUCGCCGAGCGAUGAUGAGGAUGCGUACUUCAGCUUUGCGCUAUCUUCGUCACAUGCCCCAGGUUACAACCGCGAGAGGGAUUGGACGUGUCUCUUUUUCGGCGGCCCACAACUCAACUCUAAGAAACUGAAGGAUCUGUUGGAGGACAUGAAAUAUCCAGAUCAUCAUCCAGAUCUUCUUCCUCCCGACUUCAUGAUCCUGCCUACAACCAUAUUGCUUUGGCAAGUGGGUCGCAUCGCGCGUGCGGUCACUGAGCUCAAUCGAGAGUUCAUGGAGCUGGACGAAAAGAACACAAACGAGAAGUCCGAGGAUGUGCAUCUCAGAAGCUUUGGCCAGGAACUGUCUAGGUUAAGGAAGCUUCAUUAUCGAGCUCAGUUGCGCUAUGCAUUUGCGCUAGACUUUGCUCUCAAGCUUGCCAGAUGCUUCGAAAGUAUCCAGAAGAGCCACUGUGUUGUAAGCGAGACGCAACCGAAACAUCCACACGUGCUCAGUAGGAUUGUACAAAGUCAAGAAGAUGUCCUCAGGAACAUUGGUCGCAACCUAGACAAUCUUCCCUUGCGGAUCGAGGCACAUCAAUCAAUUGUGAGAGCAUCUCCAAUCUCCUAA